CAAAUUAAGGAUUAGAAGCAGCAGCUUGAUUCUGUUGAUUUCGAGUCACUGCAUCUAAAACAUGCUCCUCAAAAGCACUAUGGAACAGUUCGGCAGCUCUUUCCAGAAUUUUUUUUACAGUGUUCAUGUUAUGAAACACGUCUAUUUCUUCUAGAUCAUGACCCAGGUUCUUCAGCCGUGAAUCAGUGAAGACUGUCUUCCAGCUGCGUGUACGUCAUCACCACCUUCUUGCAGCUCAAUGUUUAACGAGGCGUUGUGCUCCAGAGUUGCCAGAGCCUGAAUGAACAGGUUCAUCCAUCUUCUACGGUUGCGAUUGUUGAUCCACUUAUUGCCAAAAUAAUCAACAAAAGGCUCAAGAAGAAAAGAAAGAACAACACCACCCUCUUCUAACGCAGCAUCUUUGAGAACUUUGAUGGACUGCAACAUCUGCAUGGAGCCGUUCAACGACUCCAAAAGGCGCCCCAAAUGCAUCGUCCCGUGCGGGCAUACUGUGUGCCUGGGGUGCCUGCAAAGUAUGCACACGCGCAGGUGUCCGGACUGCCGCCAGGAAUUUUCGGGGCAGGUCGAAGAGCUACCUGAUAAUUUCUUCUUGCUUGGGUUGAUUGAAAGCAAGGCAAGCAGCAACUCAGAUCAAAGGUUCUGGUGUCGCGACUGCGUCCAGGCUGCCACCGAGGACUGCGUAGACCAGAGCCACUCCUUGUGCUCCUUCCGCAAGAUGCGCGCCGAGCAGGCGUUGCUGGCGGCGCCCAAGCUGGACCAGCUGCAGAAGGCUGCCUUGUCGGCGCGGAGGGUGGUGCAAGUGCUGGACGCGGGCAGGAAGACGGUGGCCGCCCUGCUGGAGGCCCAGCUCGAGUACUGGCAACGCCAGCUGCGGGCCGUGGAGCAGAAGGAGAAGGACCUGCGCGCCGCGGCGCACGAGGGCCGCGACGUGGAGGCCUUCCGUCUGGGGGGCCUGCAGCAGCUCCACGACGCCGCCGGCCUGCUGGACGCCAAGCACGCGCUGCGCGUCCUGGACAAGGACGACGUGGAGUGGACCACCGGUGCGCCACAGCACUCCAAGCCCAAGCAUUUUCAGCUACUCAAUCCGAUGGUGCUGGGGCUCCUCCAGUUCAACCACAUCGCCAAGGUCGAGAAGCUGGCAGGCGUCCACAGCGACACGCAGCCCAGCUGGUCCAGGGCGCUGCUGCAGCGCUCGGCCCCGCGCGUCGAGUGGCUGUCGGUCCGAGGCGCUGCCGCUGAGGACCUGCACUUGGUGCGGGCCAUGCCGGCCCUGCGCUUCCUCGCAGUGCACCUCCGCGAGUGCACGGCGGACGUGCCCGAGCUGCCGCUCCUGCUGGAGGAGCUGGAUGUGGCGGUCGUCCCGCACAAGUACCUGCAGGCCCUGCAGCGCAUGCCCAACCUGCGCAAGCUGGCGCUGCGCUGGAGUCCCGCCCCACUCCACGUGGUGUUCCCGCCGCUGCCGCCGGAACACCGCGGCCUGCAGUGGCUGUGGGUGGGGCUGCCGUCCUUGCCCGCCGUGGUGUCGCUGGCCCGGGCGCACGCCGCCACGCUGCAGGAGCUCCGGGUCACGUGUGCGUCGGAGGGGCGCUCGCCCUGGCACUUCGAGGACCUGGCCCGGGCGCUGCGGUGCUGCGGGCUGGUGGCGCUGAGGCGCGUCAUCCUGCUGCGCGGAAGGGCCCCGGGCUUCCCCGACAACAAGCUCCCCCACAAGGAAGACUCGUGCGGGUCUCAGAAGCAGGCCGUCUGGGCGGGCCUCAUGGCCACGGCGGCCUCGGACCAGGAAGUCAAGGUGGUGCGAGUGCUGUGCGACAUGUGCGACGAGUGCCCGAACUACCCCGGCCUGGGUGACUUCUCGUGGGUCUGACUUUCUGGGACAGAUCUUCGUCAUGCACUGAUGGGUUGGUUGAAAUAAUUAUAGUGCUCAUGCACUGUUAAGUUAGUUGACAGAAUAAUAAUGGUCAUGUACUGUUCUCUUCGUUCAAAUGUUAAUAAUGACCCUGUACUGUCAGUUUUGUUAAAAGAAAAAUAAUAGUUAUGCGCCGUUUAUUUAAUUGAAGGAAUAAUGAAAGUCAAGUAAGUGCUAAGAAAUGAUAAUGGUCAUGUACUGGUAGGUUCGUUGAAACAAUAAUAAUGGCCCUGUACUGUUUGGUCAGUUCAAACAAUAAUGAUGCUCAUGUAUACUCUUGAGUUUGUUUAAAGGAUAAUC
Molecule: messenger RNA, 2206 nt
Organism: Thrips palmi
Lineage: Eukaryota; Metazoa; Arthropoda; Insecta; Thysanoptera; Thripidae
Exons: 7
Coding region: 413-1864 (483 amino acids)
Biological process (GO): positive regulation of DNA-templated transcription
Cellular component (GO): chromatin; nucleoplasm
Molecular function (GO): ubiquitin-protein transferase activity
Source: RefSeq, a predicted model, not a curated record